This is a messenger RNA of Paralichthys olivaceus (Japanese flounder), 4252 nucleotides long. It is a transcript of the gene pde3a, whose product is annotated as phosphodiesterase 3A, cGMP-inhibited. Gene Ontology annotation, biological process: oocyte maturation; positive regulation of oocyte development. Gene Ontology annotation, molecular function: calmodulin-activated 3',5'-cyclic-GMP phosphodiesterase activity. NCBI's taxonomy places the organism in Eukaryota, Metazoa, Chordata, Actinopteri, Pleuronectiformes, Paralichthyidae. Gene Ontology annotation, cellular component: cytosol. The record is from RefSeq and is a predicted model, not a curated record.
AUGGCCUUGGAGGCGAACGGCCACAGAGGUUUAUCAAGGAGCGCUCAUGAAAAAUAUCCCCGGGCGGCGUUGGAGCGCAACGGCUACGUGAGGACAUGUGUCAGCCCGCUGCAGCAGGACGCAGGGAGCCAGUCGUGGCUGAGACUCGCCGUGACAUGGACUUGCAGAAGAUUGUCGUCUGCGGUGUGCGUCGCCUCCGUCUCCGUUAUUCUCGCUCUGCUGCUCACAUUGGUCGACUGGGAUGCAGGCAGCAGCAGCAGGAGCAGCGGAAAUAGCAGCGGCUCCGGCUCAGGUCUUCACUCCGCGGCGGGCUGCGCAGUGGAGGUGCUGUUGACUGUGUAUUACAGCGUCUCCCCGGUUUUCUCCCUCGUAUGUGCCUUCUUCUGGGUCGGGCUGUAUCUGAUCCGCUGCGGCGUGCUCGUCCGCUCCGCGCUCUUCUUGUUAGCGGUGUGCCACUUGGGCGAAGCCGCGGCACAGUCUCUCCUGCGCGGCGCCGAGGAGCAGCUGCUGUCCCUUCCCGCGACCCUGGUAGUCCUCGGCAGCCUGGGCAGCGGGGCUCUGCUGGUCGUCCGGCUGGGUCAGGGAGUGUCGAUCGUCGUCUUCGUCAGCCUCAUCCGGGCCGUGUCCCUCGUCUCUCUGAGCAGGGUCCGGGCCAGCUGGAGACCCUACCUGGCCUACCUGCUGGGGCUGCUGGGGGUUUUGCUUGCGCGGUAUGCUGACCGGCUCCUGCCGGCCUCAGGGACCGGCGGGACGGGGUGCUGUGGCUCUGUGACCGGGGCGAAGGAGGAGGACAUCCCUGUCUUCAAAAGGAGACGGAGGUCCAGCUCCAUAGCGGCCUCGGAAAUGAUGGCUCAUUGUCACAACAACAGCAAGUCCCACCGCAGGACUUCGCUGCCAUGCAUUCCGCGGGACCAGUCGUCGGGCACCAGUGUGGUAGUGGACAUUGCAGUGAUGGGUGAGGCCCACGGUCUGAUCUCAGACCUGCUGACCGACCCCUCACUGCCCCCCAACACCUGCAGCUCUCUGAAGGCCGUCAGCAACCUCCUCAGCACCCAGAUCAGCCUCCAGCCACUGCACCGGCCUCGUAUCCCUGCCGACACACACGCCUGCUCCGACUCUGAGGAGGGGCCCGACAAAGCAGAGAGACUGGCCAUCCCAAAGCGUCUCAGGCGGAGUCUGCCCCCAGGCUUGCUGAGGAGAAUCUCAUCAUCGUGGACCACAACCACCUCAGCCACAGGGCUGCCCACCAUCGAGCCGGGCCCUGUACGCCGAGACCGCUCAGCCAGCAUCAAACACACCACAGACAGUGAAUCAUGGAACAACUCAGUGAUGAUGACCAUCUCAAAGAGCCGCUCCAUGUCGGCCUCCUGUGCUGCCUCCAUCACCUCCAACCACCUCUACAGCAAACCACUGGGAAGAACAGGUUUCCCUCCCUCCAACGUAUCACCUCUGGGCUCUCCGUGCCCGUCUCCUCCCGUCCAGGGCACGCCCGUCUCCAGUCCUACAAUAAAGACGUGUUCAGUGCAGCUUCCUGAGCUGGCUGGGCCACUUACCGAGCGGCCCCCUGGCUCUGUGGCCCCCAAGAGCCAUCACAGAGCCUUAACUCACAGCCAGAGCGCCCCAAGCUCCACCACCCCUCACUGGCGACCUCCAUCCCUCUGCAGCAGCUGUGGCAGGCCGUUCAAUAAUCGUCUAAACCACAGGGUUGAUUCUGUCGACAAAGGAGACAGAAUGCCUCAUCCAGAUGAGCGUGCAGUAGCGUCAUCUGACUACGACAGCACCUAUGACAGCACCUACGAGACCAACCACAGUGACAGCAGCGACUUUGCACAGAACGAAGAGGAGGGAGAAGGAGGCAAGAAGCUGCCCGAAGCAAGGAAAGGAUGCAGAGAGUAUCCAACAGAGGGUGUAGUUCUCCAUCCACUCCUGCCAUCACCAGGGGACAAGCCGAUCUUGGCCCUGGAGACUCUGGUGAUGCAGAGUCUGGAACCUACGAUGAGUCAACUCAACAACUGGAACUUUCCCAUUUUCAGUUUAGUGGAGAAGACGCACGGCAAGACAGGCUGCAUCCUCAGUCAGGUUUCCUAUCGGCUCUUUGAGGACACAGGUCUGUUUGAGACCUUCAGGAUUCCUGUACAAGAGUUCAUGAACUACUUCCACGCUUUGGAGAACGGAUACAGGGACAUCCCCUAUCACAACAGGAUUCAUGCCACUGAUGUGCUGCAUGCUGUUUGGUACCUCACCACUCAGCCCGUGCCGGGCCUGCCCUCCCUGCUCACUGAGAAUGGGAUCCACACUGACUUGGAGAACGGCAUUAGACCUGGUGCCACAGGCUUCUUGGUGUCCAAGAUGAACUCUGAGCCAGGGGAAGGCUACGGCUCCCUGUCGGGACUCAUCCCCGGCCUGGAGCUCAUGGCCCUGUAUGUAGCUGCUGCCAUGCACGACUACGACCAUCCUGGGAGAACCAACGCUUUUCUAGUCGCUACCAGUGCACCACAGGCUCUUCUGUACAACGACCGAUCGGUCUUGGAAAACCAUCAUGCAGCUUCAGCUUGGAACUUGUUCAUGUCUCGACCUGAGUACAACUUCCUCAUCAACCUCGAACACGUGGAGUUCAAGCGCUUCCGCUUUCUCGUCAUUGAAGCCAUCCUGGCCACCGACCUCAAAAAGCACUUUGACUUCCUCGCAGAGUUUAAUGCAAAGGUGGGUGAUGAAGGCGUGUCUGGCAUCGACUGGACCAACGAGAACGACCGAUUGCUUGUGUGCCAGAUGUGCAUCAAACUGGCUGAUGUGAAUGGACCGUUGAAGUGUAAGGACCUGCACCUGCAGUGGACAGAGGGGAUCGUCAACGAGUUCUACGAACAAGGUGAUGAAGAAGCAAGCCUGGGUCUUCCGAUCAGCCCAUUCAUGGACCACUCUGCUCCGCAGCUCGCUAAACUACAGGAGUCGUUCAUCACUCACAUAGUUGGGCCUCUGUGCUCUUCCUACGACUCUGCUGCUCUAAUGCCGGGACACUGGGUCGACCCACCUGAGGGACCGAUGGAGCCGGAAGAGGUGAAGGAAGAGCAAGAUACAGAGGAAGACGAGGAGGAUACACCAGACGAGGAUGCAUCGAGUUUGGACACAUCCCAGCAACAAGAAAACAAAAAGAUGAAGAGGCGGAAAGUGUUUUGCCAGAUCACGCAGCAUCUUUUGGAAAACCAUGAAAUGUGGAAGAAAGUGAUUUCUGCAGAAGCCCAGGAGGAAGCGCAGAAAGAGGACGGCAUCGGAUGCCCCGCCAUUCCAAUCACAGCCAUUCACGAGGAAGAGGAAGAGCUGGCAAGCAAAGAGGAGGAGUUGACCGAAGGCCUUGAUGAAAGGGAAGAGGCGUCGACUUUGGAGGAAGAGGAAAUCCUUCAGCAAUCAAAGACUUCAGGGGAAAAAGAGGAAGAACCAGAGUGAUAUUACAGACUUCAACCUCCUUUUAAACCAGGAAUCUGAACAUUGUCUAAAAAAUGUUUGUUUCUUACAUUACUAAACUCUUGAUAUGGUAGCCAGCACAUCACUUUGACACAACACUGUAGAAGAUGUUUUGGGUAAUAUGUGCCUAACAAACACAGGGUUCGAGGACAAGACUUAGAGGCAGGAAAAAUAAGUUGAAAAUGAAAAAAAGAGAACGAUUGGGACUGUAUUCAUAUUUGUUGUCGUGUUUGUUUUAGUCUGGAUCUGGUGCCCUGCCCUUGCCCAGGCUGCCCAUCCUGCACUAUGAGCCAACCAUUCUGAUUCACUCCUUCACUCCACCAGUUAGUAAAACACUGUCACUAACCCUCAACCCCUCCCACUCCCACCCUUCUUGUCGCUCCCCUGCAAUCAGCACACUGUGUAGCCCAUGUCUAAUGCCAUCUACAGUAGAUGAGGAUGUGCAACAAGCCCCCUCUCCUUGAGGACAAUGGGAUGAAAGCCCUGGGAAAACCCUUGAGAGGUAGACGGAGAAAAGAAGAGACGGCUGCAGUACAUUGUGUAUGCAGACAUACACCCACACAAGUUUCAUAGACACACACACAAUGCUGCACUGGAAUCACAAUCCACACACAUAACUGAUAGGAAGCUUAACAAAGAACCCUAUUGCUAGAAAAGCUUUAUUUUCGCUCAAGGAAAAACAUUGAAAACAAUGUUUUGUUCAUGUCAAACAAUGUUUGUUCUCAGUUGCAUGUUUUCUCUCUGUCUUUUUUUUUUUUUUGUUAAAUCAGAGUCGCUACAGUACACCUACAUG